AUGUGUGUUUUGAGUUCCAUCUUCUCAUUUAUACCAAUAUUACACGCAAUAAGAACCUAUAACCGACGUGCUGCUCUAAAUGAUUUUCUUGCUGGUAUUUCAGUAGCUUUCGUGCACCUUCCUCAAGGUUUAGGGUUUGGACUGUUAGGUUCACUAAAACCAAUUCAUGGAAUAUAUUCAACAUUUUAUCCAGUACUGCUGUAUUUGGUAUUUGGAACUUCUCCCCAUGUAUCUCUUGGGACUAAUGCUGUACUGGCCGUGUUAACAGCUAGUGUCGUUGAACGAGAAGCCAAAUUGUGGGUUGAUUUGAAUAACCACACUGUUAUUUCUGACGAGGAAAUCUUACAAUACAAAGUCGGUAUUUCCAUGAUGUUAACAUUUUUCGCCGGAGCUAUAUUGUUACUGAUAGGUCUACUAAGGCUAGGAUUCCUGACCAACUAUUUAGCAGUUUCAUUCAUUGGUGGCUUUACGACAGUAUCGGCUAUACACAUCACAACAAGUGAAAUUGGCAAAAUGUUAAAUAUUGAGGUGAAAGCUUAUUCUGGAACAGGCAAAAUCAUUAAAACCUUUAUUGAAAUAUUCUCCAAUAUCAAAAAGACAAAUAUUGCAGAUUUGAUCAUUUCUAUAGUCAGUAUUGUUAUUUUGCUAACCGUGAAAAUAUUUGUCAAUGAAAAAUACAAGGCACGUUUGAAAAUUCCAAUUCCAAUAGAUUUAAUUGUUGUUGUAUUAUCAACAAUUAUUUCCUAUGUUUCAAACUUCAAAGAUGUUUAUGGAGUGGCAAUUGUUGGAGAUAUACCAACUGGAAUGCCACCACCUAUACUUCCAAAUUUUGAGUCCACUCCUCGAGUAGCUAAGGACAGUUUUGUGGUAGCCAUAUUGAUUUUUGCACUGACUAUUUCAAUGGCUAAACUAAUGGCGAAAUUGAAUAACUAUGAGUUGAAUAAUAAUCAAGAAUUGGUGGCUUAUGGGAUGAGUAACUUGUUUAGUUCGUUUUUUCAGUGUUUUCCU
Lottia gigantea (owl limpet) is the source of this 1008-nucleotide messenger RNA. RefSeq lists its product as hypothetical. Gene Ontology annotation, cellular component: membrane. Gene Ontology annotation, molecular function: oxalate transmembrane transporter activity; chloride transmembrane transporter activity; sulfate transmembrane transporter activity. Lineage: Eukaryota; Metazoa; Mollusca; Gastropoda; Lottiidae. The transcript has a single exon. The record is from RefSeq and is a predicted model, not a curated record. Gene Ontology annotation, biological process: transmembrane transport. The annotation marks the transcript as partial.